Messenger RNA from Clunio marinus, 198 nucleotides. Lineage: Eukaryota; Metazoa; Arthropoda; Insecta; Diptera; Chironomidae. The record is from the annotation of a GenBank genome assembly.
AUGAGUUUCUCGUUCCUGUUCUUCAAUAAGCAGAAUUUUCCAUUAUAUACAUUCGGAAAAUCUAUGGAGAAGAGAUUUAUCAUGAGAAAUCAUUCGGAAGAUGAAAUUAGUUUCCACAAAUCCAAAUGUCUUUGUCGAAUAAGAACGACAAAAUGUCUUUUCACAAAAAUUAUUUAUAACAAGAAGAAGAAGAAUUAA